CCACCAUCCAAUCGUUAGGUUGCGCGAAGGCUGCAGUUUCAGUUUGUUUUAUUCACCAUUUUGAGUAGCUGAAGGUAAAAUUUAAACUAAAUACUUUCGUAGAGCAGGAGUAUUUCCCGCAUUGUUUAAUUUUUACCGCAGGGAGAGGGCGUUGGUUUUGCGACGUCACCUUUAGCCCUCUUGUGUUUUAAAAUACCACAUUUCGUCUGCAUUUUCCCUGCUUUUCUUUUGCUCUUUCACAAUUUUAACCUCUACAGUAUUCCUGCAAAAUGGCAAGACCAGUGAGGAACAGAAAGGUGGUGAAUUACUCCCAGUUCAACGAAUCUGACGAUGCAGAUGAGGACUAUGGGAGAGAAAAGGAAACAGCUAAGAAGAUACGUGCUCCACCUCGUGAAAUCAAGCACAAGAAGUCUAAGAAUUCGCAGGAAGACAGCGAGGAUUCAGAUGACAAACUCUCCAAAUCCAAAAAUGAUUCUGCAGAUGAUUUCGGAAGUGAUGAAGACAACGACUUUGGAGAGAAAGAGGAAGACGAAGAUGGAGGAAGUGACUACGAUGAUAAAAAAGCCAAAAAGGGAAAGAAAGGAAAGGUUGAGAAGCCAGGCAAAAAGUCACUGAAGAGGAAACGAGGUGGAGAUGACAGUGAUGAUGAUGAUAAAGAGGUGAGCAGGAAACCGAGGCAGGUGAGGCAGGCUGCGUCAAAGGCUGUGUCCAAACAGAGAGAAAUCCUUCUGGGAGACGGAGGCAGUGAGGAUGAGGAAAAGGAUGAGGAAGAGCAGGCAUACCUGGACCAAGAGUCAGGCAGUGAUGAAGACUUCAUGGUUGAUGAUGAUGAUGACAGCGACUAUGGGCACUCCAAAAAGAAAGGCAAAAAAGUAGUGCCGAAAGGAGGAAGGAGAGUGGAGAAGAAGGACAAGAAAUCCCCUAAACCCCGACUAAAGGCCACAGUGAACCCCAGCCCUAUGAAAGGCAAAGGGAAAGGUCGCCCGAGUGCGGCUAAAGCAGUGGAGAAAUCCUCGCCUAAAGACGACGAGGAACCCGAGAGCCCUCUUGAAGACGAGGAGGAAGAAGAGGUGGAGAAGAAGGAGUCUCCUCCAUCCAAAAAGACGAAGAACGAAGCCCCUGAAGACGAGGAAGAAGAGGAGGAAGAGGACGGCUCAGAAGAGGAGGCUCCAUCCGGGGAAGACUAGCCAUGUUACUAAUGUUGUCCCUUUCUUCUAUUUCCCUUUACACUCUUUCCUUUUUUGCUUUUUUUUGGGGGGUUUGUUUGCUUUUCAGAUUUUUUUUCAGUGUCUGUUGUGGCCUGGCUCAAUGGUUUGAACUUCUUUUUUUUUUUUUUUUUUUUUUUAAGCCUAUAAUUUCCAUAACGCGAAGGACAUUUUCCCACAACUUGUGAGCGUAUAUAUCUAUAUAUAUUAUUGAGUAAAAUGUGUCUGAGUCUGUUUAUUUAUGGGUAUAUAAUCUUGAGGGAAGCCCAUCGUUCCAACCAAGUAGCGUCGCUGCUCGCCCAGGGUAAUCACAUGACCGAAUUCUCCAAAAAUGCUUUUGCUCAUUCAUUUCCGUAACAUGUAUAAAGCGUAGCGUUCACUCUGCAUUGUUGCGACCGAUGGUCAUCAUUCAUGAAAUUAAUUGCUGCGUAAAAUGUUCGUAAAACCAUUCUUGCGUAAAGUAUCGCAACUAAGGGCCUCACUCAAAAACAAAAGUGUAACCGCAAUUGUUUACAAACUGUUACAGCCAAUUAGAUUGUGCUUGUAUUUAAUAAACGAGGACCAAAUUGUUGCGUUCAGUUUGUUCGCAAAACCGUAUUUGCAAAACUUACCACAAAAUACAGCAGUUUACCUACGAAUAGUUUUGCGAAGUUCUACAACAGUGUUUCCUGAAUGAGAUCCGAUGCGUUUGUUGUGUAGUGACUAUCUAGAAAGCCAUUCGUUAGAAAGUUUCGUAAUAGUUGACGGCGUUUGUUUUGAUACUAGCGGUCAGGGUCGUGCUUAUCCGAGGAUUCGUUUUGUAUUUAUUCAACAUGCGCUUGCAGCUCUUUACAUGUUGAUCAUCAGCUGAAGAUGGAGAAACUAAUGCUAUCUAAUGCUCAUGUUUUGAGAAUUUCUUUCGUCGUGGUACACACUUUAUCCAGGGUUUGCUAUUCAGUUUGUAGUUUUACCUUUUAAAUAAACUGUCUCGAUUUUUGUAGUUUAAACCAUAAUGCUGUUACUGUUUGAAUAGAACAUUCUGGGUUAAAAAUGUCAAGUUCUGUUUAUGAAAUCUGCAGAAUUUCCACCGAAAAUCUUCAAAGAUUUGUACCUCAGUUUGUUGUGCACUUAUAAUGGAAGGUUUGCUCCCUUGUAAGUGCAUUCUUUUUUAUUUUGAGAUGAUUUUGAAAUAUUUUCUGUGAUAAUCUGUUCUGCAGAUGCCAUCCAUGGAGCUAAGCUCAUUUUGAACCUGGAAUAUUUCUAGAUUCAUGCUCAUUUCACUCUGAACUCUAAUGUGCGUUUGUCGUUUUUUAAUUUUUUUUCUCGUCCACCAGAUCAUCUCGUAAAAAGGCUGCAGUACGAUUGCUUUCAUCUCUUUUCUCAAAAGAGGCGUGCAGCGAGUGUUCUGAGAUCGGGCCUUAAAACAGUUAAUUGCAUGAGAAAUGUGAAUCUGGAGUCUCGCUCACUGUUUCUGCCUUACAAAGCCUGUUAUUUUUUUUUGUUUGUUUCGAAAUAUUGUACCACAAAGCUAAAAGUUCAGAAACCGGGACUUGUACCCGUUUUUGUCUGAGAUUGUAUUGCUGUUGUUGAGGGAUCUCUUCAGCCGAGCAAAUAAUGUUUUAAAGAGUCAAAUGUUGUUUUUCUUCAGCCCUGGAUCAGAUGCGUUUGUGAUGUGACAGAGAGGUUUAUUUGCACUGUGAGGAUGGAGAAGAAUUGUACUAUUCAUACCUUAUGUGUGUUUGCUCAUUAAAUAUAUAUUUCUGUUGCUGCUUGUUUUUGAUUUCAGACACAUACGAUGUAUAUCCCAUGAUGCAUUUCAAGGGGCUUUUCUGUCUACAGCGCAUACAUGGCAUUCUGACUAGGUUCGAUCCUUUCUGCCAGGCAUCUCUGAAUAUUUCCCACUCGUGCUGUCUAUGAAUUGGUUUUUAACCUAGCUGUCCAAAAAUGUAUGAAUGUUUUGUUUUUUUGUGCUUGAUUUAAUUAAGUUUUUCUUUUUUCUUUUUUUUCCUUCCUCAGAUUUUUUUUUUGUAUUGUUUGUUUUUUUAAGAAAAGAAAUAAAAUGUAUCUUCAUUUUAAUGAGUAA
This is a messenger RNA of Onychostoma macrolepis, 3267 nucleotides long. It is a transcript of the gene nucks1a, whose product is annotated as nuclear casein kinase and cyclin-dependent kinase substrate 1a. Gene Ontology annotation, molecular function: double-stranded DNA binding; single-stranded DNA binding. Lineage: Eukaryota; Metazoa; Chordata; Actinopteri; Cypriniformes; Cyprinidae. The transcript is spliced from 8 exons. Gene Ontology annotation, biological process: double-strand break repair via homologous recombination; interstrand cross-link repair. The record is from RefSeq and is a predicted model, not a curated record. Bases 270 to 1187 code for a protein of 305 amino acids. Gene Ontology annotation, cellular component: cytoplasm.